This is a messenger RNA of Oikopleura dioica, 729 nucleotides long. NCBI's taxonomy places the organism in Eukaryota, Metazoa, Chordata, Appendicularia, Copelata, Oikopleuridae. The record is from the annotation of a GenBank genome assembly.
AUGCCGCAAUGUCGAUCCGUCGGUCGGAAUCGAGAACUGUUCGGGAACCAAGCAGAGAUCGCGAUUACUCCGUCGACCGGGAAAAGAGAAGAAGAGAUCGCUCAAAGGAUCCAGAAAGAAAACGACGAGAUAGAAGUGAAACUCGGGAGAAACGUAGAGAGCGAGAAACUUCUGAAGAAAGAAAAGAAAGAAGGAGACGUCGGCGGUCGAAAUCGCGAAAUCGUGAUGCUUCUACUCUGGAUAUUAAUGGUGAAGUUGAACUCGACGAAGAGCGAGAAGAACGGCGAAGAAGAAGACGAGAACGUCGCGAGCGGGAACGUGAAGAACGAGAUCCCGACGAAACAAAAGAGGAACGCAGGGAACGGUAAGAUAAAAUAUUGUGGAAGGCGGAAGCGCUCAGAGUCGAAAUCGCGUCGGACUACGGAUGGCAUGAGCCGCCAAAUGAGCAAAAUGACGCUCAACGACGACGCUGAUGGACUUGACGCUGAAGAAAGAAGAGAAAGACGACGGGAGAAGAAACGCCGCUCUCGCUCAAAGAUCAGAUCAAAGGAUCCGAGCGAGAUCCCCGCUGAUGAUCUCGAAGCGCUCAUCAAAGCGUCUCACCGCGCGCGAGAUCGAUCUACUGAUGGGCAGAUCCGGCGGAAGAAGAAAACACGUGAUCCUUCUACGAAACGGAAUCGAAACCGCCACCACGACCAGAGUACCGAACGUCCUUCUGCGCAAGUUUAA